This is a messenger RNA of Prinia subflava (tawny-flanked prinia), 5482 nucleotides long. It is a transcript of the gene ENTREP1, whose product is annotated as endosomal transmembrane epsin interactor 1. Gene Ontology annotation, cellular component: membrane. Lineage: Eukaryota; Metazoa; Chordata; Aves; Passeriformes; Cisticolidae. The record is from RefSeq and is a predicted model, not a curated record.
AUGGUGCUGCCGGACUCCUGCUGCCCUCUCCAGGGACUCGUCCCCCUGCCCCAGGCGGCGGCGGGCUCGCUGUCUGCCGAAGCCGCCGGACUCUCGCCACUGCCCCUCCGCCCGGGAGGGCCUUGGCGCCGCCGCCCAUGCCCCACGCUGCCCUUCCACCCGCUGCUCGGGCCGGGGCUGCUGCAGACCGGCCCGGGCUGCGCCCUGGUGGCGCUGAGCUUCGGGGCGCUGUCGCUUAUCAGCGCCCCGCAGGUGGAGAACUCGUGUCCCGUCAUCUGGGCCGGCUCCUCGGCAAUCUUAUGUGGAAUCUUAGGGUUAACAACAUGGAAGAGACCAAUGCUGCUUUUGGUUAACCUGUUUGUUCUACUGUCUAUGAUCAGUGUUAUGCUGAAUGUGACUGGAUUAAUACUAGGAUGUCAAGGCAUUCAGUUUGUGUCCAGGGUAUCCAGAUGCGAUUUGAUGGAUAUGGAUGAAAACAAGACUUGUUUGUGCUGUGAAGAACUUCAUUCCACUAGAUGCACAGAAGUAGAGGCUGUACUGAAGCUAUACCAUUUGAAGUCAUGCAGUGCUGCUCACCUUCUUCUCAAGAAAGUUCUCUUAGCUCUUAGUGCCCUGAAUGCUCUCACCGCUACAGUUUUCUUCAUAGCGGCUGCCCUGCAUUACUUACAGAUACUUGCGUCAAGAAGAUCCUGCACAGGUGAAUGUGAGCUUGAAGACAAAGAUCACAAUUUGGAUCCUGAUGAUUUUGUCCCACCUGUCCCACCUCCCUCCUAUUUUGCAACUUUUAAUUCUUGUACUCCACAAACAAGUCACAGCACACCUGUCUCUCAUGUGAUUUCACUGUCCUAUAUUUGUGGAACACAAAGCAAAGGGGUUGAGGUGUUCUGCCAUCUGGACCCACCUCCACCUUAUGAAACUGUGUGCAGCCUAAGAAGCUCUGAGCAGAUAUGGGCUACAGCAGGAAGUGCACUUCAAAUAAAUGGCAAGGAAGAUGUUGAUUCAGGAGAAGUAAGUUCCAGGCAGUCCUCUCAAGCUGAAGAAAUCCAGGAGCCUUCCCGCAGAGUGAGCCUUUCCCCUUCAAGUGCAAGCUGUGUGCCUGCAGGAGCGAACAGGAGAACCUUCUAUCCCUUGUGGAAACGUUCUAAAAGUGACCCUGUGCUCCUGCACUGCCAGAUGCCUCAAGGGACAGUGCUCAACUGUGAAACUGAAAGUGAUGUAAAUCCACUGAACGCUGUCACCUUGCAGAAGAGCUCAAGAGCAAGAGCCUUGAGGGGGAGACCUCAAUCUCUGAUAGACUAUAAGUCUUAUAUGGACACUAAACAGCGUAUGGCAGGGAUCCUUGAGCAGUCCUCCUCCAGCAUGAGCCCAGACAUACAUGACUUGGUGGAAAAUAUCAAGUCUGUUUUAAGGUCAGAUGAGAAACAUAUGGCAGAAGCUGUCACAAGUGCCACUUUCCUUGAGCAGGUGAUGACACCUGCCUGGCAAGCCACAUCAUUGAGAGUCCAUGUAUUACCUUUCAGACUGCGUCAUGGAUUGCUGUACCUGGAGAGCUGUGGUGUCCUGAGUACUUUCACCACAGAGGAAGAACAGCUAGCAGAGAGGAGAAUCCAAAGAGCAGAACAUGAACAGCCUCACAGUCGUAUUGGUGUUGUCAGGGAAACUGUACUCUGAGUUGGCUUUUUGGUUAUUCCUCAGCAAAGCACUUCUGUCAGACAUAUACAUACUGCAGAGGAAUAUCAUCUCUGGCAAGUGAGUGGAUGGGUCUGUCAAUAAUCACCUUUUAUGUGCAGACUGCAAAGGGGAAGAUUAUUCUACAAAGAGUAUUAAGCGGAUUGAAAGCUCACCUUUAUUGGGAAGCUCUCAGCUGCAGCUCAUCUGUUUGUGAUACAUUAGUGCCCUGCAUCUCUGUGAAGUUUGGCAACGUAUAGUUGGGGAUAUGAUGAUACAUCAUCCUUGUGAAAGGAGCUGUCAAAAUGGAGACCUUCAGAUACAAAGUAAGUUAGUAAAAAAAAAGGUGUACAGAAUUUUAAAAUUAUUCUUUAUAAAAGAAGGGUGUUGAUGUGCAAACUGUACCAAAAAUAAAAGCUGUCUUGAAGAAGUACUCUUUUCACUCAGUGAACUUCUCACUUAAUGGCAGAAAAUUAUUUUUGUCUUAAUGAUGGAACAUCCAAACCCAAAAGCACAAGUGUUUUGUGACAGGUGGUGCUGGCUUGUUACUGUCCCAGGAAGAAAGGCACUCUCUGUAUAGUCUCAUUUAAAAUGCUGUUUAUUACAGCAGGUGUUACGAAAAAAGAAGCUACUAUAGCUAAUUUUAUAUUCCUUCAAGUGCUGGGAACCCCAGAUUGUGCAGCAUCAAGCAGGGCACAAGUUAUCCAUAUCCCAUCUGUUUCACCCCACUUAGGUCAUUUGAAGUAAUUUAAAAUUUUCUUAAGAUAACAACUCUAUUCAUAAUUUCUAUUGUCAAAUAAAAGGGCUGUUCACAUGUGACCUUACUGCUGCACUUCUAGACAAAGGCAGGGACACACAUGUACUGCUGGGUGGUGUUUACCAUUUUGAGUACCAAUGGGGCUGCCUGCAGGAGCCUUUCUUAUAAUUAACCAUCUAAUUUUUUUCUGUGGCCAGGGGACACCCCUGGAUGUCCAUCUGUAGGAGCAGCACAAAGCACAGCACAGGCCUGGCCCAGCUCAGGUAAGAGGCACAUGAAGCACAAACUCGUCACGUACCAUUAAUUUAGGUUAGGAUUGUUCCAUAUGCUUCUGCACUGAACAUUUAUUUAAAUUACAGUCCCAGUCCUGACACUGACACUGUCAGUCCACACAGGUCACCAGCAUAAUCUCUUCAGCAUGCAAAGCACUACAUGGUGCUGGAACUGCAAGGGUGGGGCACGGUCUGCUUGUCCUGUGUAUGGAUCCAAACCCUUAAAACACUGAAGGAAAGGGCAAGAAACAUGUCCCCUGUAAGUACAGCAAAUCUGAGAAUUUUUUGUCUAUACUGCUAAAAUAAGGGCUUAUGUUUAUCCAACAAAAUGCAGACGUUUGUAACACAGAAAUUGGUAUGUACAGCUAAUGGUAAGAACAGAUAGGAGGAUGGAGGGACACAGGGAAACGGAGAGAGCAAGCUCAGCCUGUCUAUUACACCCUUUGCCAGAGACUUCACAAAUUUUUUCCAUCUGUCAUUUAAGCAAAUAGGGUGAAAUACUUAUUUUGCUUGUGUUGAUAGAAUUUUUAUUUCAUAUUACAAACAUCCACUAAGUUUCUGAAUGCCCAUGUUUACUUUUCUUCUGAAUCAGCUGUGGCAUGUAUUUUCAUUUCUGUGGUUUCAAAGUAUUCAUGACAACCUAUGAGGCACAGAAAAUCCUAUGAAGCCUCACCUGAAGAAACACUCCCCUGAUGACUUUUUUUUGGUUGACUUUCAAAUAUAAUCAUAUUUUUCAUAAUCUCUCAUUAUACAAGUAUUUUUAACCUUAGCACAGGAUUAAUUUUAAGGACAGACAUAUUACAAUUCUACUUCUUAUUCAUUCAAAUGGUGUUAGGUCUUUAAUAAUAAACCAUGCUGAUGACAUUUGAAGGAAAACAGUGAUUUCAGAAAUCACUCAAGUGUGAAGAACUUUUAUCAAAGCCUCAUUUAUGAAAAAUUCUUAUUUAAAGUUAUUCAAUCUACGAAAUAGUGUUUCUGUCACAAUAACAGUGGCAUUUCACAUAGUAAAAACUUGAGAUGCCACCUUAGAUAAGGAAUCAGCUUUGCUGAGGAGCACUAGUAUCAUGUAUUGCCUGGAAAGAGUGCUAUUUUAAAAAUAAAGGUAACAGCAUUGCUUUGUGCCUGCAGAAACACAGAUAGAAUUACUCCAGACUAAGUGGCAAAAAAGAAGUUCAGACACUUUCCAAUAAUGUAUACAUUCACCAUUGGCAACUCAGCCUCUAGGUCGGUAUGAGCAAAUUCUCAGCCUUGUCUGAGGUAUUUUUGUUUUGUAGUUUAUUGUUGCAAAUCUUACAGACAUUAGCGCUCCGUUAAAUAAAGGAAUGUAGCACAGUAAAUACAUCACAACAAAAUAACUGGCCAGAAACCCCCUACCCUGUCCCAGCCAAAGCAAAAAGCCUACUCUUCUCCCCUGUUUCUCCCCAAAUCAAACCAGCACAGCUUUGUUAGAGAGGUCAGAGACCUGUGGCAGAAAACAUCAGAGUAAUUACAUUCAGUAGAUGUGCAAUAUCAACAUUCCAGGCUCACAUAUAUUUAUAUAUAUUUAUAUUUAUAUAGAGAGAUCAUUAAAUGUUUACAAAGAACAAUAUUGUUACAAAUACAAUACUAUGCUUUUCCCAAGGUUUUACAAUAAUUUCUAUUCAUCCUCUUUACAGAACAAUAGUACAACUUCAUAGUCUAGGUACUGCACUAAAUAUAUACAAGAGAUCUCAACCAUGUUGCUGUCUUGAGAAAUGCAUUUCUUUUAGAAAAGAAGGAAAGCUAGCAAACUUGGAAACCCAAACUCAGACUCAAACAAGAUUCAAAACAAACAUGAAGCUUCUCAAAAGUAAAAAAUACAAGGGAUGUUUCAUCCUUAAUGUAAACACUGAAGAGUUAAUUAGACUUUAUGAAGAAGCAAGGAUGAAAGAAAAAGAAUUCAGGUCUAUCACAGAAGAAGGAAUGUAAACCUUUGAAGGAAUGUUCCUUUGCAUCUGUUAAAAAUCCCCAUAUCUGAUCUAUCAAGCUGUUGCAACAGUCUAGAGAACAGCCAGCGUCCCUUUUGAGUUUCAUUUUCUUGGAACACUUUCUGUUUACAGAUUAAAAUGGGAUUGUUUACAAGACUGUUCUCAGAAGUGUGCACACACUAUGGACCUCUCAAUUUAGAAAUCUUAUGUACAUACUGUAACUGAAAAAAUGAGAUUUUUUUGCUAAGCUCUGGUUCUGCAAGCAUUCAUUUGCUUAAUGUCAAGCACCUAUUUAAGAUGAACAGUCGCUCCACAAACUCUCGGCUGCAAGACUUCCAAAGAAACAGUUAUUUCUUCUCUAAAUACAUUUGCAUGUUUAGAUCUUCACCAUUUCCCACUGAAGUGAGCUAAAGACUUCACCACAUGGGCUAGACAGAACCACAGAAACAAAUUAAGUGGAGAGCAUACACACAGCAGGAACCAGGAGCAUGGUAACUGUGUCUUCACAGGUUCCUCACUAGGUUUCCUCAGGCAAUGUAUGGAAAGGCUGCACUGUAUAUAAUCUUCUAAAUUUUACAUGGUUAUAUACCAUAUUUACAUUUAUUACUAUAUAUAUGAAAAGUUUUAGAAAAAAGGUUCAAAUUACCAUAAACCAGAUGUCUACAGGUCAACAACAAACUCACAAGCCAUUAAUUAUCUUGUUGCAUCAGUGAGGCAGCAGAGUUAAGUACUAAUCUGGAAUACUAACACCAUUCUCUUGUGCAAUCUGCUAUUCUGAAGCCUUGGAUUAAAUAAUAUAACAACAAGAAAUGCAGUAAAAUCAAGUCAUUUUACAUUAU